AUGGAGCAUAGGGCUCAACUCUAUAAGGAUCCCGAAGGACAACCGAUUGAUGCAACUGAAUAUCGAAGAGUCAUUGGUUGUCUGCGAUAUCUCCUUCAUACAAGGCCAGAUCUUUCUUAUGUUGUUGGUGUUGUCAGUAGAUUCAUGGAGAGGCCAACUGAGAUACAUCACAAGGCAGUGAAGCAGGUGCUUCGAUACCUUCAAGGCACUAUACACUUAGGUCUAGUGUUUCAAAAAGGAGGCGGUGACGAGGAAAUAGUGGGUUACUCUGAUAGUGAUCUCGCAGGUGACCUAGAUGACCGGAAAAGUACGGGGGGCAUGGCGUUCUACAUUAACGAUAGUCUUGUUUCGUGGAACUCUUAG
Molecule: messenger RNA, 363 nt
Organism: Impatiens glandulifera
Lineage: Eukaryota; Viridiplantae; Streptophyta; Magnoliopsida; Ericales; Balsaminaceae
Product: secreted RxLR effector protein 161-like
Exons: 1
Coding region: 1-363 (120 amino acids)
Source: RefSeq, a predicted model, not a curated record